ACGAAGAUGAGCCCCCCCAUCCCUUUCACUUGUGACCUACUUUUGUUUGACUUGUUAUGAAUUUUAUUACAAUUUACCUUUUUGUAUCGAUUUCCAAUGCUGGUCGACUGACCAGCAUUGGACAAAACUGACACUUUUCAAACCCCCAAGUUAACAGAUUUAGUUUGCAAUUAAUUACACUCCUAUGAAUGGGUACAAGCAAGCUAGACUGGUUCCCUGAUCCAAUUCCCUGACGUCUAUAAACUGCUCCAUUUCAUCAUUUUGGGUCUGGAAACCAGUCUACAAGAACAGGAUUGUUUUUUGUGGUUUUUCUAGUAUCUACAAACACAAAACUUUAAACAAGUCAACAUAACAAUAUUUGCUACAAAAUACUAACCACAAAAUACAUCCAUUUCUGAAUAUUAUAGUAGAAACAAAUGUUGUGAAUUCCCUUUAACAAGGUAACCAUAUAUUGUACAUUUGUUGCAACUGAUUGCUAUUUUCUUUUGAACAAAACUAAACAACAGCAGUUUUAAAACAAGCAUAUACAUGUAGCAUGUGAAUAGACCUUCAAUUUGUGAAUAAUGUACUUGACAAAAAGUUUUCAACUUUACAUCUGACCUAUUACAACCAUAUAAUCAUUUGAAGUUUGAAUACAUGUAAUUCCAAACCUUUUAUUUGUAGGUUAAACGUCCAUCCUAUCACACAAAGCCCAACAGUGAGGAUGGCAUCUAAUGUUACAGUGCAAUCACUGUUGGAGAAGAUUAGUGUGGAUCAUCUGGAAUGCUCCAUCUGCACCAACCGUUUCAGGCAGCCCAAACUGCUGGACUGUUUGCAUAGUUUUUGCCUCCAAUGCCUCCAAGAGCUCAGACAGAGCCAAUAUCCUAGUGGUACAAAGCUGACAUGUCCUCUGUGCAGACGUGAAACCAUGUUGAAAGGGUCUGGGGUUGCUGAUCUCCCUAAUAUCUUUGCAUUCAGUGCCCUGGUGGAAGAAGUUACAAUGCAGGAAAAGCUACUGGAAGGUCAAGGGUCAGAGAUCAAAUGUCAAAACUGUGAUGAGGAGAAUCAGGCUGUGUCAAGAUGCAUGGACUGUGAUCAUUUCCUGUGUCAAGAAUGUCAAAAGGCACAUGGACGUAUGACUUUGAUGAAAUCUCAUAAAAUCUACACAUUGGCUCAACUUCGAUCAGGAGAGAUUGUCUACACGAGUAAACUAAGAGAUGAAGUUCCCAAAUGUGGCAAGCAUCCAGAUCAGAAUCUCAAUGUCUACUGCAACUCAUGUGAGCAAGUCAUAUGCACAACAUGCUCGGUACUUGAUCAUGCAAAACACUCACUCACUGGAUUACCUGAGGCAGUAGAGAAAUGUAAGAAGAAGGUCACAGAAAUGGUCCAAAAAAGUGAGAGAAGAAAAACACAAUUGAGCACCACCAUGGAGGAGACGUGCAAAUUUCGCAAGGAGCUGGACACCAUGUUUGCCAACUCCAAAAAGAAACUCUCCAAAAAGGCUCAACAGGAGAUUACAAAGGUCAAACAGGAGGUUGCAAAGAUCCAAAAGGAAGAACACAAAUUGAUGAAAGAGAUGGACAGGAUUUAUAAAGAAAGAGUAACAACGUUUGAAGCUGCUCAAGCUAAGAACAAGAAAGAGGUGACACAGACACAGCACAAGCUGGAGGAGGUAAAACAACUCAUGAAAGAAGCAAGUUGCUAUGAGAUUCUUGAACUUCAGCAGAAGCUCUUGCAUAACCUCAGUGAAUUGACAGGGAAACAGCCACAGCAAGUUCCUGACAAGUUGAGCUUCAUGGAC
Molecule: messenger RNA, 1780 nt
Organism: Patiria miniata (bat star)
Lineage: Eukaryota; Metazoa; Echinodermata; Asteroidea; Valvatida; Asterinidae
Product: E3 ubiquitin-protein ligase TRIM71-like
Exons: 1
Biological process (GO): positive regulation of DNA-templated transcription
Cellular component (GO): chromatin; nucleoplasm
Molecular function (GO): zinc ion binding; ubiquitin-protein transferase activity
Source: RefSeq, a predicted model, not a curated record